CUGUUUCACAUAGCAUUUGUCAGUGCACAGCCGUCCGUGUUACAGAAUAGAUGCUCUGGAUCUUCUAGCAUACGUCUUAGAACCACGCGCGCCCCGUUGAAUGUUUUAGUCCUUGCUGCCAUCGUGAAACUGGAUCGGAUUGGGUACAACGACGGUGCGUCACGACCGAUCGAAACUCCCGCGCAAUCAGAUCUGCAGACAAGAAGAGAAAGGAUUUGGUGGCCGUUUAAUAAAAUCCACUGAACGAAACGGUCAAGUGGCGACAGUGCCAGUGCCGUCGAAUAUCGUAAAAGGGGUGACGAGAGUGUGCAGGGUAUGGAAAUCUCGAACUAGUUUCCACCGUUCGGCGCCUUUUAGUCAACCGGAAAAUAUUUACUAAUACAAUCUAGUAAACUGUAGAGUGGCAGGGUCGGAGGCAGUGCUGCACUGAAGGGAAAGCCUUUGCCAAGGUCAUGCACGAGUCUAGCGGAGAGAACUAAAUUGCCAAUCUAACUCCGGCGCAACCGUUGAGUUGCACUCCAAGCGUUUUUGUGGUGCAGUUGGAAGAACAGCGGAAUCGAUUUGUCCAAAAUGGACCACACUGUGGAAGAGAUCAAAAUCAGUGCGCGGUGCAAGUUAAUGUUGCUUUUCUGUGGAUCGCAGUGCUGAGUGAAAGUAAUCAAGAUAAGAACAGGUAAAAUCGGUGGACCUCGUCGAGGUGACGUGAAAGGAUACUCACACAAGUACUGAUUUCAAUGAUUCCUCUGCGUUCUUUUGUGUUCUAAAGAAGUACAGCAGAAGAAACACGGAGCAAAACAAUAGUUGAGUGCAUCCCAAAACCAGCCCGUGACGAGCCAGCCAACGGAUCCGGUGAAAAAUGUGGUGAUUUCUGGUGCAGGCAGAGUAUCAGCGUAUAGCUUGUGCUGACGGUUCCCAAUCGAAUCAGUGCAGAACCCUCGCUGUAGCCAAAAGCCAAUAGGAAAAGCUGUAUAUUUUGUAGCUGACAUAUACAAACUCUUUGCACAUUUUAGUAGGAUGGAACAAAUUGUUAAUUGGAUUGUUUACUUCUUAAUGAUUUUAUCCAUCGAUCGAGUCUGUAGUUAUCCUACACCAAAUGACAUUCUGUCAGGACCAGAGUUCCUAUCGAUGCUCAUGGAUGCAGAAGUUCGAAGCAGUAAAAACAGUAACAACGGUGGCAGUGGCUACAUCAAACGUCAAUCUUCACCAAUGACUGGCCACGAAUACCGUGGAUCACGAAAGUUCCAUCACUUUUAUUAUGAUCGAAGUGACGCUGAGGACAGUAUUCUACCGAUCGAAGCACUAUUCACCUCCCAGGAGGACAUAACACGAAGCGGAUCUCGAUCGUACGGGCUUCGUAGCAGGUACAGGACCAGGAACGGAAAAUUGUUACCUCGUACGACUUCAACUACAGAAGCUGUAGGCGAAGUUACUGAUUUGGUGGUUGCUGCUAGUGAAAUCAGUAUUGGGUCCAGCUCGACAACUGACGGGGAGAUAACGGAGAGUACGACGAUUAUCGCAGAAUUGCCAACCGAAACUGAUACUCUGUCUAGCAGCACCACGGUAACCUCAUCUAUCAACACUAGUCAUAUUCCUCAGUUGGAAGAAAAACGGGAGGAAAGAAUUACUUCUGAUUUCGUGGAUAGUACUAGAUCAAUACAAUUGAACGAUGGAGGACGGCCCAUCAAUGUGAACUCGUUUCGAAGUGAACUCACGAUAGAAGAGAUAGCACCAUCUAUUGAUCGUGGGAUUAAAACUUACGAACCCGAUGAAUCGAGUAAUGUGCGAAGCAUUGCUUCCAUGGCAGAAUCUGAAAUAUCCCGUGUUCAGCCAAUCCGAGGGAGGAUGCAACGGAAACAAAACCCGUUAACACCGCGACAAACGGUUAUAUAUCAUGACAAAGAAAACGAGAAAGAUCAGCCCCACUCAGUGUCUUAUAGUUACAUUGGUGAAUCGGCGCCGACCAUAAAAACUUGGAAAGACAUAGACGAGGAAUAUUUAAAACCAGCUCAACAAUCGGAAAACAGCACUGUAAAAACAGUUGAACGUUCUACUAGUAAACCAGUCUUUUCAGAGCCGGCCAAAAUUUGGUCAGAACCGGAGAAAAACUAUAGUGAGCCGGCAAAAGUGUGGUCCGAGCCGGCGAAAAUUUAUUCCGAACCGGCAAAAUUUUACUCGGAACCAGCGAAAGUGUAUUCCGAGCCAGCUAGAAUUUAUUCGGAGCCUGCCAAGGUCUAUUCCCAGCCGUCCAGUUACUGGCUAACGGCUUAUGAAAAUCCCCCUGCUGGCCCAGCUGGUGUUUCUCGCCCAUCAACCGAAAAACCUGCUGAUCAGCCGAAACGGAUAGUUUUCAAUGAUUUGGAUAAAAUUCCUUAUGACGAACUUAACGCACCAGCGAAUGCCGAGGAACGAACAUCCAUCCAUAAUGCAAUAGGAAAGUUCACCCCGAAGCAGAUUCAUGAGCCGCCGAAAAGGCUUAACUAUAAACCAACACCGGAUCCAACGGAGAUUGUGGAUCCGUAUGUUGAACAGCAGGACGGCCAGACUGGAAAUGCACCGGCUGGGGUAGUCCGAACUCUCGCUCCGGCUGUCGGAUCACCCGACGACUCCAAAGUGGGUUAUGUCGUCGAAGGCCGUAAUUACCGCAAGUAUCGCGUUGAAGAGAAAACACCGGACGGUUUUAUUGUCGGUGAAUAUGGUGUGCUGAGUCAUAACGACGGUAACCUGCGCGGAGUUCGCUAUACUGCCGAUUCCGAUGCCAAUCCUAGGUUGAUAUAUGACGCGCUGCUAAAGUUUCUAUCGCUGUGAGCGACGGACGGGACUCAGUCUGAAGUGGUAACUGUUGCCAAAUAGAGUUAACUUACUUCCCUUCUUCAAGCACGUCUAUGAUCUGUUCAGUUUUAUUCGAAAAAUCACAACAUUCAGUGUAGAAAUCCAGACAAAUAAUCACGAUUGGUUUGCCCUGCGCAAGCAGUCCUAUCUCAUUCGCUAAGGGAAGUGUUAAAAACUACUAAGUCGAUGCCAUACAAUCAACCUUUGAACUACAAUAAUUGCACAAUAAAACAAAUAUAUUUAUAUAUCAGUAGUGAUAAACUGCGCCCUUUCAACGUCAGCAAUUGGAUCGCGGAAAAGUUGAUUCUGAAUGUGAUAGUAGACUAGGUUAAUUAUUAAUUUAUUAGACCGGUUCCGUCCGAACAGCGAAACAGGUAUGUGUCCGGUACUGCCAGACGAACUCUGCUCAAUCUGGAGAUUUUUAUUUUGAACGAUGAAGCUCUAUUUCCAUUUCUUCAAAAUAACAUCUUGCCAUACGCCCGAAUCGCACUGAACUUUGUAGUAGCACUUAACAUAUCGAUCAUUUUAGACUAAGGCCGCCUUGAAAAAAAAAAAUAAAC
Wyeomyia smithii (pitcher-plant mosquito) is the source of this 3389-nucleotide messenger RNA. RefSeq lists its product as uncharacterized. The transcript is spliced from 2 exons. Bases 1015 to 2805 code for a protein of 596 amino acids. The record is from RefSeq and is a predicted model, not a curated record. Lineage: Eukaryota; Metazoa; Arthropoda; Insecta; Diptera; Culicidae.